Messenger RNA from Equus caballus (horse), 1597 nucleotides. It is a transcript of the gene ZNRF4, whose product is annotated as zinc and ring finger 4. Gene Ontology annotation, molecular function: ubiquitin protein ligase activity. NCBI's taxonomy places the organism in Eukaryota, Metazoa, Chordata, Mammalia, Perissodactyla, Equidae. Gene Ontology annotation, biological process: ubiquitin-dependent protein catabolic process. The record is from RefSeq and is a predicted model, not a curated record.
CCGGGGCCCCGUUUCCGCCUAGCCGCCCGGGUCCCCGCCGCUCUGGGUGACGGCCUCGGUGCCCCCUGUUCGAGACCACACCCCUGCCCCACCCCGGGCACGGGCCCCCCGGGGAGGCCCCGGAGAUGCCCACAGGCCCCCCCGUCUGCUGUCCCCAGCGGGACCUAACUCCACACGGCGGCCGCAGGAGGCGACCAUGGGGCGGGCGCUGGCCCGGGGGGCUGUACAGGUGUCUCUGAUCCUGUGUGCCCUGCUGGCACCCUCGAGGGCUGUGGUGCGCGUCGUGCUGACCGGCAACGGGAGCGCGGUGGACUUCGCGGGCUCGCAGGCCCUGUUCGGGGCGCCCCUGGCCCCCCAGGGCGUGCGUGGCUACCUGAUGGAGGCCAAGCCGGCCAACGCGUGCCACCCCAUCGAGGGGCCCCCGCGGCCGGGCAACGGCUCCUUGGGCGCCAUCGUGCUGAUCCGCCGCUACGAUUGCACCUUCGACCUCAAGGUGUUGCACGCCCAGCGCGCCGGCUUCGAGGCGGCCAUCGUGCACAACGUGCAUUCGGACGAGCUGGUGCUCAUGGCCCACGUCUACGAGGACGUGCGGCAUCGUAUCACCAUCCCGUCGGUGUUCGUGGGCGAGGCCGCCUCGCAGGACCUGCGGGUCCUGGUGCGCUGCGACAAGCUGGCGCACGUCCUCCUGCUGCCCGACUACCUGCCGUGCCCGGAGCCGGACUGCCAUCCCUUGCUGGCCGCGUCCUGGGUCCUCGGCCGCGCGCUGGCCCUGCUGGCGUCGGCCGCCUUCGUGCUGCGGCGGCUGUGGAGGUGGCUGUGGGCCCGGUGGCACGCGGAGAGGACGGUCGAGACCCAGGCGUGCCAGAAGGCGCAGGUGUGCACCUUCACGCGGCACAGCAACCUGUGCGCCGUCUGCCUGGACGAGUACGAGGAGGGCGACCGGCUGAAGAUCCUGCCGUGCGCGCACACCUACCACUGCAAGUGCAUCGACCUCUGGUUCUCGCGGGGCGCCCGGCGCGCCUGCCCCGUGUGCAAGCAGUCGGUGGCCGGCACGGAGGACGGCUCCGACUCCACCGCCGACAGCUUCGGGGACGAGGACCCCUCGCUGCCCGGCCGCCGGCCCCCCGUCUGGGCCAUCCAGGCCCGGCUGCGCUCCCGGAGGCUGGAGCUGCUGGCCCAGGCCAGCCCGGCCCGUCACCACCGCGGUGCCACGUCCCUGGGGACCGUGGAGGCUGAGGCAUCCUCGGAGGGGUCCCCGGGUGCCCCCUGAGGCCCACGGACCGCCCCCCACCUGCACCCUGACCCCCGGCUGGCGGAGAAUAAAGCGGGUUUGAAAGCGGAUUCUCGCGCUGGCUGCUGGGGGUCGGGGGCACGUCCCCGUGCCAGCCGUGCGUGGCCCGUCCCAGCUGAGCCCCAGGUGGCUGCCGGUGUCCACGGGGGAGCGAGGAGAGACGGGGCGCGGGGAGGGUGCCGUCAGGGCCACCGCGGCUCUGUGCCGGCGUCCCCGUGUCCCCACUUCCAGGGCCGCUGGUCUCUGGUUCGCUGCUUGGUCGACACACUUUUUUGCGAAUAAACUUCUUACUCUGGAAUCACGUCA